GGAAGAAGUAGCGUUGUUUUGAAUUAGCAUUUGAUACUAGCUACCAGCUAGAAAAACAAACACACUGUUUUUUACCAUUGUUAUACUCACUUGCCGUUUUUGUGUCAAUUGGGUAAAAUGCUGCACCUUAUGAUUUUUGACUCGAAGUCGUGUUUAUUAUCGUGACUGACUGGGCAUUGACACAAGCUUAGCUGAUUUUGUUGUGUAUCCUCACUGAGGAAAUGGACCACCACAGAUCCUACAAUCCCAGCUCCAGUUACCACAACCAGUCAGCAUACAAGAGAAAGAGAGAUGACGCUGAAAGAAAUCACUAUGGAAAUAAAUACUUCAGACCAAACCACCACCACCAACACCACCAUCAGUCUGGACCACCCUCUAGGCAAAAUCCAAUCAGCUCUCAGGCUUUGAGCACCAGAAGGGAGCUGUAUGAAAAAGACUUUCCUGUGUACAAACAGCCUGUGGAAGUGGGAUGCUUUUCCCUCGACUCUGAGCGAAGAUUCUUCAAUGACAGCAGGCAGAUGAGAUACUAUGUGGAACCUGACAGAAAUCCUAAUUUUGACCUGAGGGAUGGAUACAAGGAUCGCUUUAUAAAGAGAGACGACAGUGUGAAGGAGAAGCUGGACCACAUCCUGCGGUGGAUCUUGGCCAACAGAUCAAAGCUCACGUCAAGGACGACCAUGGCCUCAUCAAGUGCUUUAGAUCUUGACUUUGUGACAUGGCGUGGUCAUCUGACCAAGCUGCUGACCACUCCCUACGAGACACGGGAGGGCUGGUUGCUGGCGGUCACCAGGUUCGGGGGAACGCUUUACAUCAGCGAAGUUGAAACAGAUGCUGCUCGAAGGGAACGAGACAACCGCACUGAAAGGCAUGAAGAGAUGAUGUAUUGGGGAUACAAGUUUGAGCAGUAUGCAUGCACAGAUAACGUCCAGAGUUCACCUGACCCGAGCGGAGUGGUUAACACUAAUGAGGCCUUCUGCACUGUGGUGCAAACUCGGCUGGCAGAUCACAAACUUCUGUUCUCUGGUGAAGUGGACUGCCGGGAUAAAGAUCCCAACGCUCCAGCUCCUCCUGCCUGCUAUGUUGAGCUGAAGACCUCUGCAGAGAUCUGUACCCCCAAACAGCGCAGCAACCUCCACAGGUUCAAACUGCUGAAGUGGUGGGCACAGUCUUUCCUCCCUGGAGUCCCUCGUGUUGUAGCAGGUUUCCGGGAUCAUGACGGAGUGGUCGUCUCUGUGGAGACAUUUCACAUCUCCAAGAUUUCACAUCUCAUCAAGAAUGAAUACAACUGCUGGAAACCGACAGUCUGUAUGAACUUCUGCUGUGAUUUCUUGUCUUUUGUGAAACGUGUUGCUACUGAGGACAAUCCUGGUAUGGUGUAUCUGUUCUCUUGGGAGCCCCACAGAGAUGUGACCUACUCAGUUCACAGAGACUCCCAGUAUUCCUUCCUGCCACACUGGUAUGUGGAGGAGAUGACCAGUAGUCAAGACUCACACCAUCAGUCCUGAGUUACAACUGAUAUGUGGUCAACAGGAACUGUUGAUAGAUUACUAUGAACCUCCAAUGGAAGGUUCUUUACCAAAAUUUUUUUUAAAUUUAAUGUCACUGAUUAUAUACUACUCCAUGAUCUUCUUGUUCGUCUUUUACAAGCGAACCAUGUUUGUUUUUUCCACCUGGCAUGUGGUGAUUUUAAAUAAAACAGUAAUUUUAGAA
Molecule: messenger RNA, 1710 nt
Organism: Thunnus maccoyii (southern bluefin tuna)
Lineage: Eukaryota; Metazoa; Chordata; Actinopteri; Scombriformes; Scombridae
Gene: dxo
Product: decapping exoribonuclease
Exons: 7
Coding region: 222-1505 (427 amino acids)
Biological process (GO): NAD-cap decapping; nuclear-transcribed mRNA catabolic process
Cellular component (GO): nucleus; cytosol
Molecular function (GO): mRNA 5'-diphosphatase activity
Source: RefSeq, a predicted model, not a curated record